This is a messenger RNA of Phoenix dactylifera (date palm), 1339 nucleotides long. RefSeq lists its product as uncharacterized. The record is from RefSeq and is a predicted model, not a curated record. NCBI's taxonomy places the organism in Eukaryota, Viridiplantae, Streptophyta, Magnoliopsida, Arecales, Arecaceae.
ACGUCAAACGCCCCUUGCCGCCCCGCUCUCUGGUCUCGAGUCCCCGUGCGUGGGGGCCAGGCUACCCACUGCUGGCCUCGGGAUAGGAGCCGGAGAGAGAGAGAGAACAAGGGUGGGAGAGGAAACGAAUGGUACCCUACGGGCAUGAGUAGGCCUCCCCUCCUGAGGGCAAGCCAUGCGUGCUAAUGAAGGGGCCAAAGCCCAAGCUUUAAGCACUCCUGGUCCUUAUCCCUACGACGAAGACCUCUGGCCUACUCUCUCUCACUCUAUCCUCCUCCUCAGCCUCUCUGUAACCACCUCCUGUUCCUCUGGAUUCUGUCUUCUUCUUAGCCUAUAUAAUUAUUAGAACUCUACUAUUUCUGGCAUCCACUUUGCUCUGUCUACCUCUUUGUUUUUGAGGCAAAUGGAGGACAUGAAGAGGCGCCAGAUACCGGCGUUUGGGAACUGGGACUCCUGCGAUGAGCUCCCGAUUACUCAGUACUUCGAGACAGCGAGGCAGGCCGGUUUGAUCCGUGGCCAUUACUUUGCAGAGGAUGGUGAUCUCUUCAAGGUGCCCGUGCCUGUGAAGCCACCUCACCAUCACCACCACCACCACAAAAAGGUGAGGAAAGGGGCAGGAGAGAAGCAGCAGAAUGGGAAUGAGCAGCAGAGGAAGCAGGGGAGGGUGUGUGAUGUGGGAGCUCAGAGCCCAAGAAAGUCAAGAGCUCCCAAGGCUGUGGAUGAGGACUUGUACAAGAUCCCCCCGGAGCUCCUCUACCAAAAGCCUAAGAGGAAGAGGAUGCUGAGGAGUUUGUGGUCAGGGUGCCUGGGACUUGACUGCAUUGCCUGAGAAUGGAGUGAGAGAGAGUGAAACAGAAGUGUUGCAUCACAGUGCGUGCUGUCUGUACUUCUUUUUCUUCUUUUUUUCACCUUUUCUUCCUUUGAUUAAUGCGCGAUGUGAUGCAUCGUAAGACUGUCUUCUCAACUGGGAAUGGAGGAAGCUGUCUGACUCUAUAGCAGCCCUUUGUGUAGUAGUGCUACUAAACUGUAUUAUUUAAGGGUGUCUGGUGAUAUAGAUAAUCGAGAAAUAAUGUAACGAAGACUGUUCGGUAGGGUAAUUUCCUGAUAACUUCUGCUAUAUUUCAAUCUACUGACGUCUUCCAUGCGCUCGAGUUUGGCUUUUUUUGGCUACGAAAGGCUGAAGUGGUGCCUUCAAGAUGGAGACAAGUCCUUAUGGGAAGUUUGUCUUCUCUGUCGCAAAAGAAGUUGUCAAAGGUAAAGAAAUCUUGGAGAUUUGCCUCGUAAUCUUUGUUUAGCUUUGAAAUCAAUAUGUAUGCAAGAGCUUUCCUCGUUUUGUGAA